UCCCCUUCCGGCUGCCGGCUAGCGGGCCGGGAAUGUGAGGGGAGCGGACUGUGCGGAAGCUAAAGGGCGGGUCCCCGCGGGGUCGAACCCAGCGCCGCUCACGUCUCUCCGCCGGGGACCCCAGGCUCUCCGGGCAGCAAAGGGGGCACCUGGCAAGGUCUCCCCGACCCUGCACGCAGCCUUCAGUCUGAUGGGAGCGAGUGACCCGGCCAGGGCUUAGACCGGCCAAAGGAAAGAAGCGUGUGGAAUGAGCUUGCAGCUGCGCCUGCGCAUCCCCCGGGACCAAAGUGACGCGGGACAUAGCUGCAGUUCUCGUUCCUCGAGUGCCCUGUGACCUCCUGAGUUGAUAUGUGCCACGUGGUACACAGCCAUUCUUGCCGUGUCAGAGAGGAGAUGCUUACUCGAGGACAUUUACCUGGCCUAGAAGACACGUGCCUGAGUUUCAGGAAAUGUCUAUUACGUCUGUUUUCCUUAGCGUGAUAGUAGAUUGUUUUUCUCAAAGUGUGGCUUGAAGACCACUGCAUCCAAAUUGCCUGAGACACCCCAGAACUAGUGACUCAUAGUCACUGGGGUGCAGUGGAAAGUCUGCAGACCGCUGGACCAGAACAUCAGAACUCUAAUACUGUGUCAGCAGGGUAGUUAAUUUGGCACAAUGGGGAUACAAGGAUUGCUACAAUUUAUCAAAGAAGCUGCUGAACCCAUCCAUGUGAGGAAGUAUAAAGGGCAGGUAGUAGCUGUGGAUACCUACUGUUGGCUUCACAAAGGAGCUAUUGCUUGUGCUGAAAAACUAGCCAAAGGUGAACCUACUGAUAAGUAUGUAGGAUUUUGUAUGAAAUUUGUAAAUAUGCUGCUGUCUCAUGGCAUCAAACCUAUUCUUGUAUUUGAUGGAUGUACUUUACCUUCUAAAAAGGAAGUAGAGAGGUCUAGAAGAGAAAGGCGGCAGUCCAAUCUUCUUAAGGGAAAGCAGCUUCUUCGUGAGGGGAAAGUCUCAGAAGCCCGAGAAUGUUUUGCUCGCUGUGUCAAUAUCACACAUGCUAUGGCCCACAAAGUUAUCAAAGCAGCCCGGGCUCUGGGGGUGGACUGCCUUGUCGCUCCCUAUGAAGCUGAUGCGCAGCUGGCCUAUCUUAACAAAACUGGUAUUGUACAAGCUAUAAUCACAGAGGACUCUGAUCUCCUAGCUUUUGGCUGUAAAAAGGUAAUUUUAAAAAUGGACCAGUUUGGAAAUGGACUGGAAAUUGAUCAGACCCGGCUAGGAAUGUGCCGACAGCUUGGGGAUGUAUUCACAGAAGAGAAGUUCCGUUACAUGUGUAUUCUUUCCGGCUGUGACUAUCUCCCAUCUCUGCGUGGGAUUGGAUUAGCAAAGGCAUGCAAAGUGCUGAGACUGGCCAAUAAUCCAGAUAUUGUAAAGGUUAUCAAGAAAAUUGGGCAUUAUCUCAAGAUGAAUAUAACAGUGCCAGAAGAUUACAUCAAAGGAUUUAUUCGAGCCAACAAUACUUUUCUUUAUCAACUAGUUUUUGAUCCCAUCAAAAGGAAACUUGUCCCCCUGAAUGCCUAUGAAGAUGACAUUGAUCCUGAAACAUUAACCUACGCUGGACAGUACAUUGAUCACUCUGUAGCUCUUCAAAUAGCACUUGGAAAUAAAGAUAUAAAUACUUUUGAACAGAUUGAUGACUACAAUCCAGACACCGCUAUGCCUUCCCUAUUAAGAAGUCAUAGUUGGGAUGAAAAAACAUGCCAGAAGUCAUCUUCUGUUAAUAGCAUUUGGCGUAGGAAUUAUUGCCCUGCAUUUAAGACGGAUGUUGUUUCAGAUGUUGCACGACUGGGAGAAAAGCCAAGUACUGUGGGCAUUAAACAUGUGAUUGGUACUAAAGGGUUAAAUCUUCCAAGGAAGUCCUCCGGGGUGAAAAGACCAAGAAGUGAAGAGCUGUCAGAAGAUGACCUGUUGAAUCAGUAUUCUCUUUCAUUUACAAAGAAGACCAAGAAAAAUGGCUGUGAAAAUAAUAAGUCAUUGAACUCUUCUGAAAUGUCUGUGCCUGACCUGGGAAAUGGAACUAUUCAGACAAAAAGCUUAAACACACUACCUAGGACAAGAAAUAAAUUUGCAACAUUUUUACAGAGAAAAAAAGAAGAGAGUGGUGCAGUUGUAGUCCCAGGGACCAGAAGCAGGUUUUUCUGCAGUUCCCUGGAUUCUGCUGACUGUGUGUCGAGAAAGGCAAGCAGCCAGGCUCCAGAUGAAACAGCUGUCCAAGGAAAAGUGACUGAUCUCAGGGAUUCAGAUUGUCCAGACCUAGAAGGCAGGAAGCUGGUAGAUACAGAUGCAGCACAUAAUUCAAGUGAUCACCUUGCAGAUGAUGUGACUCUGUUUACUGGUGAAGAGCCCCAGCCUUUCAAGACCGGCAAAUUCACAAGGACCGUUUCACCACCCACUCUGGGGACACUAAGAAGUUGUUUUAGUUGGUCUGGAAGUCUUGGAGAGUUUUCAAACUCUCCGAGUACCUCUCCAAACCCAAGCACAGCAUUGCAGCAGUUCCGAAGAAAAAGUGAUUCCCCCUCCUCUCUGCCUGAAGACAGAAAGCUGUGUGAUGUGUCUCAGUCGAAGAGUGAUGAUGAGUCAGGUGAUGAAUCUCAGCCCUUACGUGAAGUGGAUUUGCCUUCACAGUCUCAGAACAGUAUAGAGCUAUCACCACACAGUUUAAAUGCAUCAGAGCUUUCUCAGCCUUCUAGUAAGGAUUCCGAUUCAGAGGAAUCUGGUUGUAAUAUUAAGUCACUUGAUAAUCAAAGUAAUCAGAACUCCAAGCAACAUUCAUUUCAUUUUUCAAAGAAAGAGACACUUCUAAGGAAUAAGGUUCCUGGUCUGUAUAAAUCUAGUUCUGUGGACUCUCUUUCGACCACCAAGAUCAAAGCUCUGGUUCCCGCCAGAGUCAGCGGGCUGAGCAAGAAGCCAGCGAGCAUCCCGAGGAAGAAUCAUCAUAAUGCCGAGAACAAGCUGGGUUUACAAAUAAAAAUCAGCGAGCUCUGGAAAAAUUUUGGGUUUAAAAAAGAUUCCGAAAAGCUUCCUUCUUGUAAAAAGCCCCUGUCUCCAGUCAGAGAUAACAUCCAGCUAACUCCAGAGGCAGAAGAGGAUAUAUUCAAUAAACCCGAGUGUGUGCGUGUUCAGAGAGCGAUUUUCCAGUAAGCACACCUGGCCGCCGGGAGGCUGUUGCCUGCAGGAAGAUCGUAUCCACUGGAACUCCUUGUGUGGAAGUGAGGCGAUUACCAGCCUGAAAGAUUGGUUCUUAGAUGACAUUUUAAAGAUAGAACACAUUUUGUAUGUUGACUGUGUAAUUGUUUCUUUUGCUCAGCUUUUUAUAUUUUCAUGAAAAGCUAAGUAGAAGAAUAAUUUUGUCUUUUGACAAUCUGUUGGAAGUUUUAAAAAGUGUUUAAUUGGCUAACUCCCUGGAGUGUAUGAAAAUCUAAACAUUUGUGUGAUGAUGUCCAGUAUGAGAUGGUAAAUGGAGCUGGACGUGGUGACGAACGCCUGUAAUCCCAGCAUUUGGGAGGCUGAGGCAAGAGGAACGCCAUGAAUUUGAGGCCAUCCUGGAUUAC
Molecule: messenger RNA, 3585 nt
Organism: Chinchilla lanigera (long-tailed chinchilla)
Lineage: Eukaryota; Metazoa; Chordata; Mammalia; Rodentia; Chinchillidae
Gene: Exo1
Product: exonuclease 1
Exons: 15
Coding region: 653-3175 (840 amino acids)
Biological process (GO): DNA recombination; mismatch repair
Cellular component (GO): nucleus
Molecular function (GO): metal ion binding; 5'-flap endonuclease activity; 5'-3' DNA exonuclease activity
Source: RefSeq, a predicted model, not a curated record